Molecule: messenger RNA, 1729 nt
Organism: Kockovaella imperatae
Lineage: Eukaryota; Fungi; Basidiomycota; Tremellomycetes; Tremellales; Cuniculitremaceae
Product: glycosyl hydrolase
Exons: 3
Coding region: 179-1708 (509 amino acids)
Biological process (GO): sucrose catabolic process
Cellular component (GO): fungal-type vacuole
Molecular function (GO): sucrose alpha-glucosidase activity
Source: RefSeq, a predicted model, not a curated record
GCGAGAAUGAAUCAUGUUUUUAAUCCAACGAAUUACCCUUCGUCCGCCGUUGGGAGGCUUUGUAGGGACCGUUCUCCAUUCCAUUGUUAUUCUAUUCAUUGUAUGGCCCUCCUGGCGACGUAUUGGCUGACUGUCGCAUCUUUGUUGACGGGAGGACCUACUUCGAUGUCCGGCGAGCAUGAUGAGAUCAACUCAUCUACUCGAACAGUCAAUCCAUGGCGAUUAUACUGGCCGGUAUCGACCUCAGGUACACUUUUCACCUCCAAAGGGCUUCAUGAAUGACCCGAAUGGCCUCUUCGUUGAUAAGCAUGGUAUCUGGCACCUCUACUACCAGUAUAAUCCCACCGAGCUCGUUGCUGGCAAUCAGCAUUGGGGUCAUGCGACGUCUCGGGAUCUUUAUCACUGGGCCAAUCAGCCAAUCGCACUGUUCCCACCUGAUGAAAGGACUGGAGUUUUCAGCGGCUCAGCCGUGAUUGACGCGAAGAAUACCUCUGGCUUCUUUCCGGACCAAGACGACGGUGUCGUCGCAAUCUAUACUCUCAACACGCCGGAGAACCAAGUCCAAGCCAUCGCUUAUUCCAGAGACGGUGGUUACACGUUUACUCCAUAUGAGGGCAAUCCUGUGAUCGACAUCCAAUCAAACCAGUUCCGAGACCCAAAAGUCGUUUGGUAUGAGGAUCACUGGGUCAUGGUCAUUGCCCAUUCCACUGAGUUCAAAAUCGGCAUCUACACCAGUCGCGAUCUGAAGACUUGGUCUCCGAGCUCCAGCGUCUCAUACCUUGGAAUCUUGGGUCUACAGUACGAGUGUCCCAAUCUAGUCCCAAUACCAGUAAAGGCAAAUGGCUCUUCUACUGGAGAGCAAGUUUGGACAUUGUUCAUCUCGAUCAAUCCCGGUGCUCCACUGGGCGGAGCGACCAUGCUCUACUUUCCUGGAGACUUUGACGGAUACAGCUUCGUACCGCAUGACUCUGCGGCUCGACUGGCUGACUUUGCCAAGGACAACUAUGCAGCACAAUUUUUCGACGGCACAGCUCCGGGAGAGGCUGUAAGUAUAGCCUGGGCCAACAACUGGCAAUAUACCAAUGUCUUGCCAACGGCAAAUGAAGGCUGGCGUUCGAUCAUGUCCUUACCAAGGAAGAACUUUCUCACCCGAUUGGAACGGACCGGAUGGGCCCUUGUUUCAGAACCGUAUGAUCUCUCACCGAUCUUGAACUCUCGAUUGAGUCACGAUACAGACUUUGUCAACAAGACGACGGAUGUGGACUUCUCGAGCGCAGGAAGUGGCGCCAUUUACUUCAGUAUCAAGCUACCUGACAGCCAGGCGAGAUAUGGGGAUGAGGCUGCAUUCAGCUUUGCCGUAUCUGCUCCCUCAUCCAAGGAGAGUGUCAAAGGGGGAUACAUGUUUGGAGGCCCAAAUGCAGGACACGCCUGGCUCGAUCGAGGCAAUACAAAGGGCUUCGGAAGUGACAACCCAUUCUGGAACGAUCGAUUCUCCGUCGCCCAGGUCUCUGCUGCAAGAUCUAUCUGGGGCGUGAUUGACCGAUCUGUUCUGGAGUUGUUUAUAGAUGAUGGAGCUUACAGUGCUACAAUGCUGUUUUUCUCCGAGGAACCCCUGACUCUGCUCAGAAUUGGCACCGAGGGCAUGCCAGAGGGGACGUCUAUUGAGCUGGAAGUACAUGAUCUCCAUAGUGUUUGGCGGAAUUCAUGAUUGGCAUGCACUACAUAGACC